This is a messenger RNA of Pseudogymnoascus destructans, 3699 nucleotides long. RefSeq names its product mediator complex subunit (gene RGR1). The record is from RefSeq and is a predicted model, not a curated record. The transcript is spliced from 2 exons. NCBI's taxonomy places the organism in Eukaryota, Fungi, Ascomycota, Leotiomycetes, Thelebolales, Thelebolaceae. The coding region runs from base 1 to 3699 and encodes 1232 amino acids. Gene Ontology annotation, biological process: regulation of transcription by RNA polymerase II. Gene Ontology annotation, cellular component: core mediator complex; mediator complex. Gene Ontology annotation, molecular function: transcription coregulator activity.
AUGCCCGGUGUCAUAAUGGAGAACGGUUAUGGAACUGGGGCGCACACAAACCACGAUAGAGAUGGGGCCCCGAACGGUACGAAUGGCGCAUUGCAAGCAUCGAGUCGACCCGCGGAAAAGACUGGCAUGCCUGGCCACCAGCAACCACCGAAUCAAUCAGUACAACUGAACGGAGCGAACGGUGCGCCAAUGACACAAUCGGCAGGUCACUCAGCAGGAUCAGUGUUAAAGGAUGCCAAUAUCCAGACCAAAAGCACUCCUCCGAAGAUAAAUCACAUUACUGAAGGGUUCGAGUCGCUGCCAAACCUUCUCACGAGAUUGGCGCAAGUGACACACAACCAGCUGUCCGGAAAGUUGCUCGAGCUGGCUGGAAUGAACAUCCAGCAGUCGCCCGAUAAUUCGAAUGCUGUGAGCUUUGUGAGUGGCCCGGACGACAACUCUGCCGAAAACAUAAAGAAGAAGGUCAAUCUGCUCAAGUUUGCGGAAGGGGUACAUUCGAAUUGGACAAAGGCGCUGGUCAUCACGCAGUGGAGUAGGAUCAGCGAAGAAGUCAGUCGGGUUAUUGACCUCAAAGCUCAUUUAGACGAGCAGAAGCUCUACUAUGAUAUCGCGGUACAUGAGUUGAGCGAGGUCAAGAGAAGCUUGGUACAUGCGAGGUUACCCAACCCUGAUCUGAGGACGGCUGUGGAGGUGCUGUCCACCGGAAAGGCGUCAUGGAUGCCAGACCUUGGCUACAUUGAACCUCCGCCGUUAACAGCAAAGGAGAUCCUUCAAUCAUUACAGAACCUAAACACAUUACUAUCGAUACGACUGAAUUUACACGACUACGACAAGAUACCCUACCACUUCAGAAAUUACACAAUCAAAUCAGGCCGCGUAACUUUCAGAGUAGAGGGGGAGUUUGAAGUCGACCUUACAAUCGCCGAUGAAGAUCCCGAAAAGCAAUUCUGGUUCAUUGACUUCCGGUUUUUGUUUUCUCCUUCUCCGUCGGUCCUGACCGAUCAGAUGCGUUACUCCUUAGAGGCGAAGGUCAACACGGUGCUAGAAAAGGAUGGACUGGCAGGAUGCUACAAAGUUCUACACGAUUUGACUCUAACUCAUAAGAUAUCUGAACUCAGGCGGCAAGCAUAUGAGAUUGGCCGAUCGAGAUGGAUUGACGCUUUGAUGGUUGAGCCGUUGCGGAGGUCCCUUUCAAUCCAGUACUGGGUCGACAGAUGCGGCAAAGACGGACCAAAGAGUUGGAUCAUCAUUGGCAUUAUCAGUGGAAAGAAGAAGGGGGCCUAUCCCGACGAAAAAGAGACAAGCCAGAUUGGCAUUCGCUGGUUUCGAGACUCGAAAGAGGUAAAGGAUGUCGAAAUACCUCUUGAGCUCACCACCUUAUCGGUGGAGGGGUUAUUACGGUCUAUCAUUACCAUGCACGUUUCGCACAUACUGGAAAGCAUGUACAAAAGCCUCCGAACAAAACCCCUAUACGAGAACAGGGAUCUCGUUUUGUCAUUCAAGAAGCCAACGACGGCCGAACAAGAGCCAGAGCUCCACGUGCAGCUUACUUCUCAGUAUAAAAUCAACGUCAUCGUUGAGUAUAUUACUGGGAAGUUUGCCAUCAGUCCGUCAUCGAGACUCACAAGCCAAGCCGAAUAUAGGCUCAACAACCAGACCGUUGAUCCAGCUUCGAAUGGACACGAGUAUAUUGAGAACCUCCACUGCGUGUUGGUAUCUGAAGACACCGUCAACCGGGCUUAUACCGUAGGCUGGUUGCCUGUCAGGAACCCUCGCCUGCCACAAGACGAGCUAAAACCCUUCUUACCGCGAGACACGCUGCAGCUGUCAUGGUUCAAGAAGCCUGGGUGGGAUCCAAACUGGUACUUGGCCCUAAGCUCAGGCAUGAGUGGGGAGCGUUGGUGGUUAAUAGAGGUUACCAAUGUUCCCGAAGGGCCCAGGCCAGCUGCAGAUUCAAUUGUACUCGAUGGGCCAACAGUCAGGAGUCACAUCCAGCUGCCACUUAAAUCCGUGUCGCCUGCUCCGACCUACGCAUUCUUAUCAAGCCUGCAUUUGCUCUCAACCUCCAUGAUAUCUUACUACACUAAUAUGCGAGCUUUGCAUAGCCGCCGAUCGAAAUUUAUGCUUCGGAAUGCCUCCAAAAGCACGUUAUCUUAUCGGCAAGGCCAGCCAGCUCUAUAUGUCAUGCUGUCGACUUUAUUACCUUCAAAAAACAGAUCGCCCCGGACAGGCAAGCCGUGGGCGAAAGAUGUACUCAAAGUCUCGUUUCAGGGAAUAGAAACGUUGGAGCAAAAAGAAGCAGCUACAAGUCCUGCGGGUGGCUCUAGCCAAUCACCGUCGAAUCCACCAACCGCCCCAAGCGGACCAGUUGGCCCUCGACAAUCAGAUACCGAAGAAGGUGCAAUUAUGAUUGCAGAAGGCCAUAUGGAAACGGCCAUCCCAGCAGGGCUUCUCGUCAAGCAGCAUGUCGACAAGGAUAUUGCAUUCCAUCCAUCAACAAGUGCCUUCGCCUUCCGCCUUCAGGCCAGGGUUGGAGAGCCCAGCAUUGCCCCUCUUAUAGAGCGCCUUCAACGUGUCGAGCGGCUUGUGGACUUCGUACAAGUCAUCAACGCGCACCCAUACUCGUUACACUGUGAAAGUGUCUCCUUAAGCCGACUCAUAUUCAGCUACGGCUGUGUACAAAGCCCAAGUCCCAACCAGCCUCACACAGAAUCCCCACGAUACCAAGCCAUCAUCGAUUUCUCCAGUCAAACCUCCAAACUUGAACUCCAACUUGAAGCCGGGAAUCCACACAUCCGCAUCCUGGACCACCUCACCAAGAUCCUCAACUCCCCACUCGGUCUCCAUGGACUCGCCACCAUCCUUCCCCUCACCCUCCCAGUCCUUCGUGCGCUUGAUGCUGCCGAAGACUCAUGGGAGGAUCUCCCAAGUAGCGAGUUGCAGAUACUAUGCCGCGCUGCUGAUUGGUACGCCGUUCGGUACAUUCUAACGCCUCCCAGCGAUGGUGACAACAAAUCACCGGCCCCUCCAAAACGCAUCAUUUUCGAAAUCCGACUACACCGCCGCGGAAACGUGCCAUGGUGGUGUAUGCGCCGCGACCAGAAGCAUAACGCUACAACCGUGGACCCACUGGAUUUAGCAUUGAAGGAGAAGGUGUGGACUCGAAGUGAGAAGGGGGUCUGGAUGGGCAUGCAGUGCGCUGCGAUUGCUCAGACUGGCGGCGCAGAGGCUAUGGUUUUACGAGUCGAUUCAGCUAUGCGUGAUUUGGCAAAAGAUGGCACUGUAUUCGCCAGUGCUGCGCCCGGCGUGACGGGCGUGAAGGGCGAGGGAGCUGUUCCGGAGACGACUGAUGGGCCAGGAGGUCAAACUGGACAGGCGCAAGUUCAAGCUGUGAAUGCGCCGAACAAGGCCCAAGCUCAGCGGCCGCAGACUAAAUCCCCAGUCCUACAGAAGCAGGUGCAGAAGAAGGCCCAGGGGCCGCCGACCCAGCAACAGAGGACGCAGGCGGCCUUGAAUGAAGCGCCGCAUCGAGCACAGUACCAAGCCCAGCAGCUCGCGAGGCAGAAGGAGAUGCACCGGCAAGCUCAAUUUCAAGCGCGGCAGGGCCAGGGCCAGGGCCAGCAGAGACCGAACGCUAACGCUAACGCUAACGGUGGGGGCGGGAAUUCGGGGAAGCAGGAUGCGAUUGUAAUAGACUAG